AUGUUGAAACGAUCACUACUGCGGGCCUCGUCUAGAGGAGCUCUGCGUUACAUUCCUGCGACCGCACCGGCAGUACUACGAGGCCAAGCCCGAACCCAUCGAUUCGCGAGCUCGGCACCAGCAACCAUUAUCGACCGUGACUUCUGGAGAAACCUCGUCCCGAAGCCGCUUCGCAAGGAGUACCGCGAGGCUGCCGCCAAGAAAGGCCCCAAGAAGCAAUGGAAUCCGGCCACUUUCUUUAUCGUCAUGUUCCUUCUGAUAGGCUCCAUGGCGAUCCAAAUGAUUGCCGUGCGCAAUUCCUUCCAGCGGUACAUGCGCUCGGCCGAGAUCAAGAUAGCACAACUCAGAGAGGUGGUAGAGAGGAUACAGAACGGGGAGACCGUGGACGUUGAGGCGGCUCUGGGCACGGGGAACGCCCAGAAGGAGGCUGACUGGGAAGAAGUUCUACGGUCGAUCGAGCGAGGGGACGCCCCGAAGAAGGCUUCCAAACCCGAGAAAUCCAAGCAGUCAGCUACGCCCAAGGAAGAACCCGCUCCCGCACAAAAGACGAAGCCGGCGGAACAACAGGAGCAGCAGGCUCCUUCGAGCACGUCGAACACCACUGGUAAACCCAGUGCCGGCUUUGGCAAUUUCUUCUAA
Molecule: messenger RNA, 639 nt
Organism: Clonostachys rhizophaga
Lineage: Eukaryota; Fungi; Ascomycota; Sordariomycetes; Hypocreales; Bionectriaceae
Source: the annotation of a GenBank genome assembly